This is a messenger RNA of Osmerus eperlanus (European smelt), 6847 nucleotides long. RefSeq names its product sodium leak channel, non-selective (gene nalcn). Gene Ontology annotation, cellular component: plasma membrane. The record is from RefSeq and is a predicted model, not a curated record. NCBI's taxonomy places the organism in Eukaryota, Metazoa, Chordata, Actinopteri, Osmeriformes, Osmeridae. Gene Ontology annotation, biological process: positive regulation of synaptic transmission, GABAergic; transmembrane transport; positive regulation of synaptic transmission, cholinergic. Gene Ontology annotation, molecular function: monoatomic cation channel activity.
AUGUGAUUGCUGCUCGCGCGCGCAUCCACUCUCUCCAUCAUCACAACACACACCGGAAAAACAGCUGAUGUCAUGGAUAGAACGACACUGCGAUAAGGAAAUUACACACACGUACCGCGACUGUGAUGUCCAGGAGCUGAGUCUCUCUCUCUUUCUCCUUCUCCCUCCAUCUACUCUUCUCUCUCUGGCUGGUUUCUCCACCCCUCUGCGACCCGGGGAUGAACGCACCAAUGAGGAGCCUCACAGGUAUGCCUGAUCGCAUGUUAUGUGCAGUGCUGGAGCAAUUUCAGCUUUACUUUUCCCUUUGAUCCACUCCCUGUAUAGCACGGCCAGCCCCAGCAUGCUGAAGAGGAAGCAGAGCUCGCGGGUCGAAGCCCAGGCCAUGACAGACUUCGGGCCGGACGAGACCCUGGCUGACAGCGCCGACAUCUUCUGGAUCAACAAACCAUGGGUGCACACCCUGCUGAGGGCCUGUGCCAUCGUCAGCGUGAUCUCAGUGUGCAUGAACACCCCCAAGACGUUCGAGCACUACCCCCCCCUGCAGUACGUCACCUUCACCCUGGACACCCUCCUCAUGUUCCUCUACACCGCAGAGAUGAUUGCCAAGAUGCACAUUAGAGGAAUUAUCAAGGGGGAUAAUUCCUAUGUGAAAGACCGUUGGUGUAUGUUCGAUGGCUUCAUGGUGUUCUUCCUCUGGGUGUCCCUAGUGCUACAGGUGUUUGAGAUAGCAGAUCUGGUGGACCAGAUGUCUCCCUGGGGAAUGCUCAGAAUCCCCAGAGCCCUUAUCAUGAUCCGGGCUUUCCGAAUCUAUUUCCGCUUUGAACUUCCGCGCUCGCGCAUCACCAACAUCCUCAAGCGCUCGGGGGAACAGAUCUGGAGUGUGACCAUCUUCCUGCUCUUCUUCCUCCUCCUCUACGGAAUUCUGGGAGUACAGAUGUUUGGAACGUUCAACCACCACUGCGUCACCAACGACACCGAGAAAGGGAACGUGACGUGGAACAGCCUGGCUAUCCCAGACACCCACUGCUCCCCGGACGGUGAAGGAUACCAGUGUCCUCUGGCUUUCAAGUGUAUGGACCUGGAGGAGCUGGGUCUGAGCAGGCAGGAGCUGGGAUACAGUGGCUUCAAUGAGCUGGGAACCAGCAUUUUCACGGUGUACGAGGCGGCGUCCCAGGAGGGAUGGGUGUUCCUCAUGUACCGAGCCAUUGACAGCUUCCCCCGCUGGCGUUCUUAUUUCUACUUCAUCACCCUCAUCUUCUUCCUGGCAUGGCUCGUCAAGAAUGUCUUCAUAGCUGUCAUCAUUGAGACAUUUGCUGAGAUCAGGGUUCAGUUCCAGCAGAUGUGGGGGUCGAGAAGCAGCACCACCUCUACUGCUACUACACAGAUGUUCCACGAGGAUGCGGCUGGAGGAUGGCAGCUUGUAGCUGUGGACGUCAACAAACCCCAUGGCCGUGCGCCUGCAUGCCUCCAGCAACUGAUGCGCUCCUCGGUGUUCCACAUGUUCAUCCUGAGUAUGGUUGCCGUGGACGUCAUCGUUGCCGCUAGCAACUACUACAAGGGCGAGAACCAUCGGCAAAAGUAUGACGAGGUGUUCUACUUGGCUGAGGUGGCAUUCACCGUUCUGUUUGACCUGGAGGCCCUCCUGAAGAUCUGGUGUCUGGGAUUCACAGGCUACAUCUCCUCCUCCCUGCACAAGUUUGAGGCUCUGCUAGUGGUGGGCACCACCCUGCACAUCUACCCUGUUCUCUAUCACUCCCAGUUCACCUACUUCCAGGUGCUGCGCGUAGUGCGUCUCAUAAAGAUCUCCCCUGCGCUGGAGGACUUUGUGUACAAGAUCUUCGGUCCUGGGAAGAAGCUGGGCAGCCUGGUGGUGUUCACAGCCAGUCUGCUCAUCGUCAUGUCAGCCAUCAGCCUGCAGAUGUUCUGCUUCGUAGAGGAGCUAGACCGGUUCACCACCUUCCCCAGGGCGUUCAUGUCCAUGUUCCAGAUCCUAACGCAGGAGGGCUGGGUGGAUGUGAUGGACCAGACCCUGGUCGCCGUGGGAGACUGGUGGGCUCCUGUAGUAGCCAUCUACUUCAUCCUCUACCACCUGUUUGCUACCCUGAUCCUGCUCAGUCUGUUUGUGGCUGUGAUCCUGGAUAAUCUGGAGCUGGAUGAAGACCUGAAGAAACUCAAACAGCUGAAGCAAAGUGAGGCCAAUGCGGACACGAAGGAGAAGCUUCCUUUGCGCCUGAGGAUCUUUGAGAAGUUCCCCAACAGGCCGCAGAUGGUUAAGAUCUCCAAGCUGCCCUCUGACUUCACCGUCCCCAGGAUUAGAGAGAGCUUCAUGAAGCAGUUCAUUGACCGUCAGCAGCAGGACACCAGCUGUUUGUUCCGCCGUCUCCCCUCUGCCUCCUCAUCGUCCUGUGACCAUUCCAAACGCUCCGCCAUCGAGGAUAACAAGUACAUUGACCAGAAGCUGCGGAGGUCAAUAUUCAGCAUUCGAGCUCGCAACCUCCUGGAGAAGGAGACCACCAUCAAUAAGAUCCUGAGAGCCUGCACCAGACAGCGUAUGCUAAGCGGGUCCUUUGAAGGCCAGCCUGCCAAGGAGCGCUCCAUCCUCAGCGUCCAGCAUCACAUCCGCCAGGAGCGCAGGUCUUUGAGACAUGGUUCUACCAGUCAGAGGAUCAGUAGAGGGAAGUCUCUCGAGACUCUCACCCAAGAUCACUCCAGUACGGUGCGUUACCGCAAUGCUCAGAGAGAAGACAGCGAGAUCAAGAUGAUCCAGGAGAAGAAGGAGCAGGCCGAGAUGAAACGGAAGGUCCAGGAGGAGGAGUUGAGAGAGAACCACCCAUACUUUGACAAGCCUCUCUUCAUCGUGGGGCGAGAGCAUCGUUUCAGGAACUUCUGCAGGACGGUAGUGAGGGCUCGCUUCAACGCGUCUACAACAGAUCCUAUCACCGGAGCAGUGAAGAACACCAAGUAUCACCAGCUUUAUGACCUCCUGGGGCUGGUCACUUAUCUGGACUGGGUGAUGAUCGUGGUGACCAUCUGCUCCUGCAUCUCCAUGAUGUUUGAGUCUCCCUUCACCAGGGUCAUGCACGUGCCCACCUUGCAGAUCGGAGAGUAUGUGUUUGUGAUCUUCAUGAGCAUCGAGCUGAACCUAAAGAUCAUGGCUGAUGGCCUGUUCUUCACCCCAACCGCCGUCAUCAGGGACUUCGGAGGAGUCAUGGACAUCUUCAUUUAUCUGCUGGGCCUGAUUUUCCUCUGCUGGCUGCCCAACAACAUUCCCCCAGAGUCAGGUGCCCAGCUGCUGAUGAUGCUACGCUGUCUGCGGCCCCUCCGCAUCUUCAAACUGGUCCCGCAGAUGAGAAAGGUGGUCCGGGAAGUCAUCAAGGGCUUCAAGGAGAUCUUCCUGGUCUCCAUCCUGCUCCUCACACUGAUGCUGGUGUUUGCGAGCUUUGGGGUGCAGCUUGCCGGAAAACUCGCCAAGUGUAACGACCCACACAUCAGUAAACGGGAGGACUGCCAUGGAAUCUUCCGGAUCAAUGUGAGCGUGUCAAAAAACCUCAACCUCAAGCUGAAACCAGGGGAGAAGAAGCCAGGCUUCUGGGUGCCCAGAGUCUGGGCCAACCCUCGCAACUUUAACUUUGACAACGUUGGCAACGCCAUGCUGGCACUAUUCGAAGUGCUGUCACUCAAAGGCUGGGUGGAAGUCAGAGACGUCAUUAUUCAUCGUGUUGGAUCGAUCCACGGUAUCUACAUUCAUGUGUUCGUGUUCCUGGGCUGUAUGAUUGGCCUGACUCUGUUUGUGGGAGUGGUCAUCGCCAACUUCAAUGAGAACAAGGGUACAGCUCUACUGACUGUGGACCAAAGGAGGUGGGAAGAUCUCAAGAGUCGUCUGAAGAUAGCCCAGCCCCUCCACCUGCCCCCACGCCCAGAGACUGGCGGUUUCAGAGCCAAGAUGUAUGACAUCACCCAGCACCCCUUCUUCAAGCGAGGCAUCGCUGUGCUGGUGCUGGCGCAGUCUGUGCUGCUGUCUGUCAAGUGGGACGUGGAUCAUCAAGUGACCGUUCCCCUGGCCACCAUGUCUGUAGUCUUCAACUUCAUCUUUGUGCUGGAGGUGACAAUGAAGCUAAUCGCCAUGUCGCCAGCCGGGUACUGGCAGAGCAGACGCAACCGCUACGACCUGCUGGUGACAUCACUGGGGGUCAUAUGGAUAGUCCUCCACUUUGCACUAUUGAAUGACUACACCUACAUGAUGGGCACGUGUGUGAUCGUGUUCCGGUUCUUCACCAUCUGUGGAAAGCAUGUGACUCUGAAGAUGCUGCUGCUGACCGUGGUGGUGAGCAUGUAUAAGAGCUUCUUCAUCAUCGUAGGGAUGUUCCUCCUCCUCCUCUGCUAUGCCUUCGCUGGCGUGGUCCUCUUCGGCACCGUCAAGUAUGGCGAGAACAUCAACAGGCAUGCCAACUUCUCCACGGCGGGCAAGGCCAUCACGGUUCUGUUCCGCAUCGUCACCGGGGAGGACUGGAACAAGAUCAUGCAUGACUGCAUGGUGCAGCCCCCCUUCUGCACCCCAGACAAGCACCGCUACUGGGAGACAGACUGUGGAAACUACGCGGGAGCUCUGAUCUACUUCUGCUCAUUCUACGUCAUCAUAGCAUACAUCAUGCUCAACCUUCUCGUGGCCAUCAUCGUGGAGAACUUUUCUCUCUUCUACUCCACGGAGGAGGACCAGCUGCUGAGCUACAACGACCUGCGGCACUUCCAGAUCAUCUGGAACAUGGUGGACGACAAGCGCGAGGGGGUGAUCCCCACGUCCAGGGUGAAGUUCCUGCUGCGCCUGCUGAGGGGCCGGCUGGAGGUGGACUUGGACAAGGACAAGCUGCUCUUCAAGCACAUGUGCUACGAGAUGGAGCGCCUGCACAACGGGGGGGACGUCACCUUCCACGAUGUGCUCAGCAUGCUGUCGUACCGCUCGGUGGACAUCAGGAAGUCCUUGCAGGUGGAGGAGCUGCUGGCGAGGGAGCAGCUGGAGUACACCAUCGAGGAGGAGGUGGCCAAGCAGACCAUACGCAUGUGGCUCAAGAAGUGCCUCAAACGCAUCCGCGCCAAGCAGCAGCAGUCCUGCAGCAUCAUCCACAGUCUGCGGGAGAGCCAGCAGCAGGAGCUGAGCCGCUUCCUCAACCCCCCCAGCAUAGAGACCACCCUGCCCAGCGAGGACAACACACACAGCCGGGACCACCCCUCACAGCCUGAGCUGAGUGGACUACAGCAGCUGCUGAGCCCCACCCUGUCUGACAGGGGGGGCUACAGGCAGGACUCCUCCGAACUGGGGCGCCCCCAGAGGAAGCUGGGACAGUGGAGGCUUCCCGCAGGACGCACCAGCGUCAAGUCCAUGGUGUGUAAGAUGACCCCGGUUACCGACGAGGCCUCCUCUGGGUCAGAGGUCAAGAAGUGGUGGACGCGCCAGCUGACCGUAGAGAGCGACGAGAGCGGCGAUGACCUCAUUAACAUUUAGCGGGUCUGCACUGCGGUGUGAACCUACAGCAAACAUUGAAGGAAGGACCAAAACUGCUGCUCUCUAUCUGAACCAACACAAUCAGUCGAAGGACCAAAAAGUUACCUGGGGAGGAGAUGUGCUUCUCUGCUGUUUUUUGGGGGAUGUGUGUGUUUUUUUCGAGUGACAGACGUACUUUCUGUGAACCAAGAGACUGUGAAGGCUGAAAUGUCUGACAUCAGUUAGGUUACAUGUUCACUUCCUGUCUGACUGUAGACUCCACGUUCACUUCCUGUCAAAAUCCUUUAAGCCCCUACUCUGUUUCCUGUCUGACCCCUUGUAGACUCCACCUCCACUUCCUGUCUGACCCCUUUAGAGCCUUGCUGUGUUGUGGCUCCAUGCAAAACUAGUGUAUGCUGUUUUAGUCUCAGUCACUGUUGGGAUUCUAAAGGAAUGUUCUGGUAAGAAAAUUGUGUCUCUUCAAAGAGCCAUAGAAACUAUUAUAUCAGAUUUAUAAAGAGUCAUAUUAACUAGAUCAGAUUUAUAGAUUCCAAGGAACUUACAUCAAAUGUAUUUAAGACUUUCAUCAGACCUAAAAAAAAAAAAUAUGUUACAUUUUAUAGUAAGGUGAUGAAAUAAUAUACUUAUUUAUUAAAAUUAUACAUAUAGGUGAUUGUAUUCAAACAGCUUCUUACUGAUUAAUAUCAUUAUUAAUUUCUUAGCUGUAUGUUCAUGCGUUUGUACCCCUGUCAUGUGUGUCAAUGUUGAUUGUGCCAAAAUCCUUUGAAAUAUUUUAAAUGUUUUUUUUAAUAGUUUUUUGUAAUUUGUACUCAUGGUAAUCUGUUUAGUCAUUUAUGCUCAUUGUUGGGCGUGUGCAUUCCUAUCUAGUCACUUUACACCAAGAUGGUGAAUCCAGGUGUUUUUGCUUGGAACAAGCUUCAGUAGUUAUCUCAAGGAUAACGCCACCAUCUCACUACAGCAUAUUUUACUAUAAUGGAUUGAAUGUUCUGGCAACCUAACCAGAGCAAAGAUGUUUCAAAGCUCCUGCACAUUAGCCUAUCGGCAAUAAACAGUACCACGUCCACCCUGUUCAUUGAAGUCCAUAAAAAUAUUCUGUAGUGAGAGCUACCAGUAACUAGCAAUUGCAAAUAACGAAGAGUAGGAAGAUGUUGGCUACAUGGGCUGAGUCUAUGAAUCGAUAGGGGACCGUGAAUGUACCCUUAUAGAUGUAUUCAUGUGUAGGGUAUAAUAUAAUAUAAAUGAAAUAUAGUAUAUUUUGUAAAAUAUAUAAAUUCUUUUGGUUUAUAUGCACAGUGUUCAGUCAAUUCUAAUAAAGCUCUUACUAGAACCUAUUGAUAGACAUUGUAU